CAUACCCUGCAUCGAAGUAAUACGGCCCAGUUUCCAAGGUAAUGUUUAUUGUACAUGACUAGCUGACAUUUCUAUGACAUCUUUACAAUGAAAUCCCACGUUUCGCAAAACGAAUGUUAAUCAGUAUCAGAAAUGGAAAUUAACUUACCAACAUGAUUAGUCCUGAAGCUCUUCGCGCCAGACCAAGACCUGGCGGUAUCGCUAAAAUCAUUGACAAGACUCAGAGUACCCGGCGUUCGUCAAAACCGUUCUCACAGUUUUCGACUAUCGCUACUGAGGGCACUCGAAAUGAUUCGAUUAAACUUUCAAAAGAAAACAAAAUCAAAACCGCCCCGAAAACGGUUCCGUGGAUUUUCGAAUUCGAGGACGAAUCAUAUGGAACUUUACCCGACGCGUUCCAAACUUGCGUUGAUUUGUUGGCCAUAGCAAUAAGUACAGUUAUGCUUCUGGCUAAAGAAUAUGAUCAAAUUGGUGCAAAUCACUUGAACUGGACCUAUAGUUACCUAUCCUGUAUCCAAGAUCACCGUGGUGAAUAUCCUCCUAACAUAAAAAGGUUACUUAAUUAUAUGAAGUUACUAUUCAGCGAUACGCCUGCAUUUAGUAAAGACAACUACGAGGUUGGAGAACAGAAAAAAGAGCAUGUUAAGGAAGUUAUAGGUAGGGUCCAUAAAGAAAGUGGAACCCCGGGACAAGACAUUACAUCGGAAAAAUUGAGUGCCCCUGAUGUUAUUAUGGGUGAGGAAUUACCAACUAUACCACCUAUCAGCGAUACGGCUAGUAAUAAGGCUGAAAAACAGAAAAAAGAACACGACCUGAAGGUUAUAGGUAGAGUUUAUAAAGCAAAUGGAACCAGAAGAAGGGAAAUUACAUCGGAGAAAUUGAGUAGCCCCGAUGUUGUUAUGAUUGAGGAAUUACCAACUAUAACACUUAUUAGCGAUACACCUGCAUUUAGUAAAGAUAACUAUUACGAUGUUAGAGAACGAAAAAAAAAGGACGACGAGAAAGUUAUAGGUAGAGUGCAUAAAGAAAAUGGUACCCGAAGACAAGAAAUUAUAUCGGAAAAAUUGACCACCCCCGAUUUUAUAAUGUAUAAAGAAUUGCCCAUUGCGACAAACGCAGAAAAAAUAGAUAUUGACCGAAUGAAAACCAAUGCAGAGUAUGAAGAAAAGGUGGAAAUAUUUGACAAAAGCCAUAGAGGUGCCGAAGUGACGGACGAAAGGGUGGAACGAAGGAUGCUCGCAGCAGUGGAAAUUGGAAUAGCUGAUGAAAAAAUAUGCGCUGCGAUAAAAUCUUUAGAAAAAAUGACAACCGAACAAAAAUUUACAUGUGCGUCGUUAAAAUCUGUUACCAAAUUCACAAAAUCCAAAGUUAAUCAAAACGUAAAACAAACCACUAACCUAUAAUGUUCUGCAAUGAUUACUUUGUGCCCAAUUAUUUGUGAUGUGGCUGAAAUAUAUCGUUAUUAGUUCCCAGCAAAAUUUGGUGUUCGAACUUUAUUGAUGCGAAAUUUGCUGUCGCAGCUUCCGUAUAAAUCAAUCUGAUAUGCCUUUAAACCUGAAACGAGUCGAUUUUUUGUCACCAUUGAGGACGCUGAUCGUAAAAAUUCCUGUUUCACUUGUCUCAGCUGCUUUCCGG
Molecule: messenger RNA, 1635 nt
Organism: Cylas formicarius (sweet potato weevil)
Lineage: Eukaryota; Metazoa; Arthropoda; Insecta; Coleoptera; Brentidae
Exons: 1
Coding region: 153-1403 (416 amino acids)
Source: RefSeq, a predicted model, not a curated record